AAAUAUAUUUCAAAGAACUAGAAAGGACAAAAGAGUAAAUAGACAGAACCGUCAACUUCCUAUAAACAUAAAAAAACAGUUAAUUUUCAAAGCGGGGAGGAGAGGAGAAACAGAGAAGAGAAACUCAGAAAGAAAAAGAAAAGGGAAUUAAACCAAUUGGCAGUUUGCCGGGAAAGUCACACAAAACAACUCCGGCAUUCUGCCAAAGAAUAAUUAAACAAAAAAAAGAAGAUUGGUUCUCUGAUUCCAUUUUCUGGGAUCAGAGGAUCAUUAAUUUCAUCCCCUUCUCACCCUUCCCAUUUCACCUUUUUUUUUAAAAAACUUUUUGCAUGUAUGCAUAUAGUCCUCACAUGAAUUUAUUUCAAUGAUGUACUCAUACAUAUAUAUGUAUGUUUCUUUGAAUGAAAAAUAUUUCAAGAUUUUGAGGGGAGAAAAUAUUUAAGGAAAAAAAGAAAGUUUUUUUUCCCUUUCUGAGGAUCAGAAGAGGUUUGGAUUGGUGAAAUGGGUUUGCAAGAAACAGAAGGGAAAAUGGAGGGGUGGCUUUACCUGAUGAGGUUAAACAGGUUUGGACUGCAAUAUUCACGUAAAAGAUACUUCAUUCUUGAAGACAACUGCCUCAAGAGCUUCAAAUCCAUUCCCACUUCACCAAAAGAGGAACCAAUAAGAAGUGCAAUAAUAGACUCUUGCAUCCGUGUCACGGACAAUGGAAGAGAGAGCUUUCAUAGAAAAGUGUUCUUCAUUUUCACCUUGUAUAACACCUCUGAUCACAAUGAUCAGCUCAAGUUGGGAGCAUCCAGUCCAGAAGAGGCUGCCAGAUGGAUACAUUGUUUAAAGGAUCCUGCACUCAACCCGGAAAGAAGCUUACAUGCUCCUUCAAGAAGAAAAUGGCAACCUUUCAGGUUGAGCGUUUCAAAGAGGAUGGCCCAUAAGAGCUCCAUGGAUUCGACUGCUGCAUCUUCUAUGCAUGUGGAUGCAAUGACAUCUGAUGUUCUUGCUCCUUCUCCAUGGAAGAUAUUUGGCUGUCAAAAUGGCUUGCGGCUAUUUAAAGAAGCGAAGGACAAAGGUCCGAAUGGGAAGCAUCGGGAUGGUUCUCCAGCAGUAAUGGCGGUGGGUGUGAUUGAAGGAACAUCUGAAGCCAUUUUCCGCACACUCAUGUGUCUUGGUCCCUCAAGAUCAGAAUGGGACUUCUCUUUCUAUAGAGGCUGUGUGGUUGAGCACCUCGAUGGUCAUACAGAUAUAGUACACAUUCAACUAUACAACCAUUGGCUGCCAUGGGGAUCAAAAAGAAGAGACUUGCUCCUACGGCGUUACUGGAGAAGAGAGGAUGAUGGCACAUAUGUUAUUCUCUAUCAUUCUGUCAUCCACAGCAAGUGUCCGCCACAAAAUGGAUAUGUCCGUGCCUGCAUUAAAAGUGGUGGACAUGUUAUAACUCCAACCAAACAUGGUAAACCAUCUAUUGUAAAGCACAUGCUUGCUAUUGAUUGGAAGUUCUGGAAACCUUAUUUGAAGAAAGGGGCCUCAGUAUCCAUAACCAUCCGCGUACUCGAGAGAAUUGCUGCGCUAAGAGAGAUGUUCAGAGCAAAGGGAGGGAACUACUUCUCGGAGUUGUCACCAGCUGCGCUAACAAGGGAUAUUGAGCUGCCUGUUAGUGAAAAGGAAGAGAUCAAAACAGAAGUUGAUUAUAAAAUGAUCAAGGAUGACAAAGUGACAAAUGACGGAAAAAAUCCAGCAUCCUCAAAUCUCAUGGGAUUGGAUGAUGCAGCUGAUGAGUUUUAUGAUGUUCCUGAACCGUCAGACGACGAACAUUCAGACCAUGCUUGGACUUCCAAUGCAAGUCCAGAAGUGGGUUGUAUGGACUCUUACCACACAAAAUUGACCACUGCAAAUAUUGUGAAAAAAUUACAUGAUCUUGCAGUUCAGAAAAAAGGUUAUGUGGACUUGCAAGAAAUGGCUCGGGAAGAGAGUGUGUCAUUGUGCUAUGGAGCAACUCUUCCAAAAGAUCAAAAUUUUAAUAUGCCUUGCAGUUGGGCUGCUGCGGAUCCAUCAUCAUUUUUGAUUCGCGCUGAAAGCUACCUGGCAGACCAGGAAAAGGUUAAGGCAAAGAGUACCUUAAUGCAAAUGGUUGCAGCCGAUUGGUUAAGAUCUGACAGGCGUGAAGAUGACCUUGCCGGUCGCCCAGGAGGCAUAGUUCAGAGAUAUGCUGCUCAGGGUAGGCCGGAGUUCUUUUUUAUCAUCAACAUCCAGGUUCCAGGAGCAACCACUUAUAAUCUUGCUCUAUAUUACAUGUUGAGAUCUCCUUUGGAAGAAACACCCUUACUCGAGCGUUUUGUCAAUGGAGAUGAUUCUUUUAGGAAUUCAAGGUUUAAGCUCAUACCAUACAUAUCCAAGGGAUCCUGGAUAGUGAAGCAGAGCGUUGGUAAGAAAGCUUGCUUGGUCGGUCAAGCAUUGGAAGUGCAUUAUUUCCGGGGAAAAAAUUAUUUAGAGCUUGGCAUUGAUGUUGGAUCAUCAACAGUUGCAAGGGGUGUGGUCAGUCUUGUUCUUGGCUACUUAAACAAUCUUGUUAUUGAAAUGGCAUUUCUGAUACAGGGUAAUACACCAGAAGAACUCCCAGAAUUCCUUCUGGGGACUUGUCGGCUGAACCAUCUGGACGUUUCCAAAUCGAUUCCAACUGACUCCGUAAGCAUCAGCUAAACAAAAUUAUUAUUCAGACAAGUUGCUUUAAUGCAGGGGUUUAUUGAUUCAAAGUUCAAAUUGAUUAAUUCAUGUAUAGGCAUUCUUUUACAUCAAGUUAUACUUGAGUUUUGAAGUAUAUAUAAUCUUGAUUUUUAUUUGAAGGUGGGGGCUAUUCAAUCUGUAAAUGUUUCUCCUCAUCAAAUAAAACUUCCAUUCUUUGAAUA
Nicotiana tabacum (common tobacco) is the source of this 2897-nucleotide messenger RNA. Its product is annotated as protein ENHANCED DISEASE RESISTANCE 2. The record is from RefSeq and is a predicted model, not a curated record. NCBI's taxonomy places the organism in Eukaryota, Viridiplantae, Streptophyta, Magnoliopsida, Solanales, Solanaceae. Gene Ontology annotation, molecular function: lipid binding.